CCCACCAACAUCGUUGUUAGAAAUCAACCAAGAUCGGAUGACAAAAUCAGUCUUAAUCACCGUUGGAUCAACUAAAUUUGAUAAUCUGAUAGCUCAAUUAGCUGGCAUCUCUAAAGCUCUAUCUAAACAAGGCUAUGAUAGGCUAGUCGUCCAACAUGGGAAGUCACCGCUGCCAAAAGAGUUACCGGGGAAUGUAAAAGAAGCGUUCAACUACGUGGAUAAUCUAUCUGAAUAUAUCAACCAAUCAGAUCUCGUUAUAUCUCAUGGUGGUACUGGGACGAUAAUUGAAACUUUGAGAAGUCAGAAGAAACUUAUAGCUAUCAAUAAUGACAGUUUAGCUGAAGAUCAUCAGCGUGAGUUGAUUAGAAAACUAGCUGAGCUUGGGUAUUGCAUAGAUAGCAACGUAGAGUGAGAUAUAGUUGAUAUACAGGCUUAUACAGUAGAAUAACAUUACAUAGAACCCUAAUUGAUACCAUUAACUCAAACAGUAUAGAUGAAUUCACUCCGGUGAGAUUUCCUGAAUUCAACGCGGAGAGAGUUAGGAGAUUUAUACAUCGUGAAGCGGGUAUACCAUUAUAGAAUUAUUGUACUAUUACCGUUACAUAUCUUUGUUGCAAAAAACUGAUAUCAGAAGAUCAGCAGCUUUACCAAGAACGACGAGGAUAUUGCUCUAAUAUAUGGAGGUUAUAGACGCUACACAAUCAGCGUUCAAUAACACGAACUCAGCUGAUUUUAAAGGCAAAGAAAAAGCUUUGGAAAGUUUGCUCAGCGCACCAAUCAUCUUUCAAGAAGCGAGCCAUCCAGCGAGUAAAGGACUUGGUAUACCUAAUGGCUACAAAGCUAUAAAUGAGGAUGCCAAGACAGCGAAAAAAGAAGGAAAAUCACCAACACAAAACGCGAAUUCCUCAGCUGUCAAUGGCACCACUACCACUGCUAAUGCCUUACCGGCUAAACCGACAGCUAAGGAUAUCUACCCAUGGCCAAUUGCACCCGCAUUUCCGAAAGGCGUGAACAACGUCGGAAAAGGUUUGAGAAAUUUGGGUAAUACCUGCUUUCUCAAUAGUACACUGCAAUGUUUGCUGCAUACACCUUCCCUUAUGAACUUCCUUCAAUCGCAGCAUGCAAAGGGUAGAUCAGAUAACAAAUUCUGCAUGAUUGAAGCACUUAGAACCUGCGCAAAGACUACAUUUUCAGGAUCAGGCGGUAGUUUUGCACCGGCGCCUGUCGUCAGAAAUUUGAAAGCCAUCGCUAGACAUAUGACAGUUGGCAGACAGGAAGACGCACAGGAGUUUUUACGUUACGCCGUUGACGCCCUUCAAGCAUCAUAUUUAUCAAAUUACCCUAAGACUGUCAAAGAGAAACACAGCGAGAGUAAUCCAAUUCACAAGAUAUUUGGCGGUAAACUCAGAUCAAGAGUUUUAUGUCAAAACUCCAAACACGCGUCAGAUACAUUUGACACGUUCCUCGAUUUAAGUGUUAAUGUUAAGGGAUGUAGCAACAUUCAAGAAUCUUUCAAAUCAUUUACUGCAUUGGAUAGACUUGAAGGUGCAAACAAGUAUAAAUGUGAAAAUUGCAAGAAACCAGUCGCAGCUACGAAGCAAUUCACAGUACAUGAAGCGCCGCAAUGUUUGACCGUUCAUUUAAAGAGAUUUUCGCCACUUGGUCAAAAGCUCAACGGUAGUCUCUCCUUUGAUGAAAAUCUUGAUAUUCAGAAAUACAUGAGCAAAGGUCAACAAUCGCCAAAGUAUAGACUCUAUGGUGUUGUUUCACACUAUGGUGGUAGUGCAAGAUCCGGUCAUUAUAUAGCUCACGUUAAGGCACCAAACGGAAGAUGGUAUGAGAUGAAUGAUGACUUGGUAUCUCCAUCUAAGCCACCAUUUGGCUCUAAGAAUGCUUACGUCUUGUUCUACGAAAAAGAGAGAAGCAGCUCAUUAAAAGAUGCAGUACAAAGUGCAACUUCAUCUUCUCCGAACGAAAAAGUACUCGGCAAGCGUAAAGCCAUUGACGAAGGCAUUGAAUCACCACAAAAAACACCAAUUAGAAAUAAAAUGCAACCCAAAAUACAAGCACCUGCUAGUGUGCCAUCGCACAAACCAAAAAGAAUAUCUCUAGAUUCAGCUGCGUCAUCGAAUAAAAAAGCCAACAAAAAGAGAAGAAUGUCUAUGCCAUUAAACAAACGGGAUAUGCUCUCAGAUGAUAUCGGUUCACCUGUUGUACGCCGAUAAAAAACUUAGUUUAUGUACUAGAUAUUAAUAUGGGUAUUAUAAUUAAAGUACAUGCUUUU
Messenger RNA from Wallemia mellicola CBS 633.66, 2284 nucleotides. Its product is annotated as cysteine proteinase. Gene Ontology annotation, cellular component: nucleus; cytosol. The transcript has 3 exons. Lineage: Eukaryota; Fungi; Basidiomycota; Wallemiomycetes; Wallemiales; Wallemiaceae. The record is from RefSeq and is a predicted model, not a curated record. Gene Ontology annotation, molecular function: cysteine-type endopeptidase activity; cysteine-type deubiquitinase activity. Bases 678 to 2225 code for a protein of 515 amino acids.